Messenger RNA from Nymphaea colorata (pocket water lily), 1675 nucleotides. RefSeq lists its product as uncharacterized. The coding region runs from base 389 to 964 and encodes 191 amino acids. The record is from RefSeq and is a predicted model, not a curated record. The transcript has 2 exons. Lineage: Eukaryota; Viridiplantae; Streptophyta; Magnoliopsida; Nymphaeales; Nymphaeaceae.
AAUUUAAGCGGGCUGACAUCGAGUAACUGGUUUUGACCUCUCUUAUUCUUAUUCACACCAUGGUUUUAGUUUUCCCUCGUCUUCUUCGUCAUCAUCUUCUUCCCCGUUUCUGUGUUUGCCAUCGGGCCCUUUCGCCGCAGGAAGCGGCCGACGAAGAAGCCCGUGAGGAGGCGGCAGGCGGACGUGCACGUUCUGAAUUGUCUUUGAGAACGCGAAACGACCUCGGCAAGCGCGGGUAGUCGUCGUCCUUAGCAGAUCAUUCCCUCCUCGCCGGACGCAUUUCAGUCCGGCGCCGGGGGGCCGGCUUGUGUCUAUUCGCCAUCCUCGGGCGAGGCCUCGGCAGAACCACCACCGUCACCGGCAGCGCCGUCGGUAUCAGCCGAAGGGAAUGGCGCAAGAUGAGCACGAAGACAAGGGCAACGAUCACAGUCUUGGCCUCCGGGACGCGCUGUCGAAGAGCAUGACGAGCGUUCACGUGACGGCGCUGGACGGGCUGGUGAACGUGAACUCCCUCUUCACCAUAGCCGUGUUCGUGGGGCUGUCCCUGACGGCGCCGGGCCAGCACAGCCUGGAGAACAAGGACGAGUGCGACGCCGGCUUGGAUGUGGCGCGGAGGCUGCUGGUCUUCGAGGUGGUGUCCUUCAGUUCUUUCCUCUUCUCGAGCCUGGUGGCGCAGGGCCUGAAGCUCGCGAUCAACAUCCUCAACAGCAACGACAGGGAGGACGCCUUCAGGGCGCGGAUCAACAACAGGGUGCUCAGGCUGGGCAUGCUCUUUUCCGCCAUCGGCUCCAUCAUGGGCUGCAUCUUCCUGAUGCUGUCCAUGGUGUGCGUCAUUGAGAUCCGGCUGGGAUUGCUCUCCUGCGGCAGCCAUUCUGCCGAGAGGGCCGUCGCGGCGCUUGUUACCCUCGUGACUACUGCCCUCCUUGUUUACAUCUCUACCGUCUUGUACGCUUUUACACAUUAGGGUCCGCUUCUCUCCCUCUCUCCUCUCUCUCUCUCACUCUCUGUGAAAGUCAAGAUGGGGAAUUCUCCUCUGCUAGGUUUACUCAAUCUCCGUUUUAGAAUGCGAAGGUAAGGAGUUCCACUUCAGUUCAUUCGUUGAUGCGCCUCUCUCCCCCUUUCUCUGAAUGGCAAGGGGAAGUUCUUCUUUACUGGAUUUACUUAUAUUCGGGUGCUUUGGGGAUGUCUUCUAGAUCUCCCCUGUUAAGAUGCCAAGGUGGGGAUUUCCUCUUCAGUUCGUCGUUUGAUGCGCCUCUCUCUCCUCUCUCUGAAUGACAAGAUGAGGAAUUCUUCUUUACUGGGUUUUGCUUAGUUGGGGGUUCUGAGGAUGUCCUCUAAAUCUCCCUGUUAAAAUGCCAAGACAGGGAUUUCCUCUCUUCUUCAUCCUUUGAUGUGCCUCUCUCUCUCUCUCUGUCUCUGUGACAAGAUGGGGGUUGGGGUACUCUCAGUUCCUUGAACGCAUACUUGGGGGAUGCUGGUUAGAUCCAUGUAUUCUACUUCAGGUAGCAAGAAGCUAGGGAUCUCUCUCUCUCUCUCUUUCUGGCCUCUUCCAUCAUUUGGUUGCCAAUUUAGACGCUGUUAUUGUAUGUUUAAGCAUUUGAUGUGCGAUGUAUUGUAUUACAGCAUGCGCAGAACCAGAAAUCUAUAUACAGUAGUUCUUUUGGUUUUUGGUGUA